Molecule: messenger RNA, 1069 nt
Organism: Schistocerca nitens (vagrant locust)
Lineage: Eukaryota; Metazoa; Arthropoda; Insecta; Orthoptera; Acrididae
Gene: mRpL15
Product: 39S ribosomal protein L15, mitochondrial
Exons: 5
Coding region: 77-961 (294 amino acids)
Biological process (GO): translation
Cellular component (GO): mitochondrial large ribosomal subunit
Molecular function (GO): structural constituent of ribosome
Source: RefSeq, a predicted model, not a curated record
GGAAGCAGCCGCGUGUGUGGAAAGAAAUACUUUGGAACUCAGAAUGUUUUGUAAAUAAAGAAUUAAAGCAGGAAAAAUGGGAGCCGGUGAAAAGCUAAGUAAGGCAGCAGAGCUACUACGAUCUCUCCCGCGGGUGACACUAGCAAAUAUUCGCAAUAAUCCAGGAUCUCGUAAGAAGACUAAGAGAGGCAGGGCACAACAUGGAGGAGAUAAACAUGGAGCUGGAAACAAAGGCUCUGGUCAGAGACAGAAUUUUAUGCGACUGGGCUAUGAAACUGGUAACAAUCCUUUUUACCUGCGAUUUGGCUAUGAGCCUUAUUACAAGGGUCAUCAUUUAAGAAGACAGUAUCCACCAUUAUCUUUGCUGCAGCUUCAGAGACUGUUAGACACUGAUCGUCUUGAUAGCUCUCAACCAAUUGAUCUGACUGCUAUUUGCAAUACUGGGCUGUUUUCUAUUGUCCCAGAUCAGCAUCACUAUGGCUUUCAGUUAACAGAUGAGGGAGCUGAUAUAUUUAAAGCUAAAGUAAACAUAGAAGUUCAAUGGACAACAGAACCUGUGAUUGCAGCUAUUGAAAGAAAUGGAGGUGUGAUCACAACAGCAUUUUAUGAUACACACAGUUUGUGGGCAGCAAUAAACCCGGAAAAAUUCUUUAUGAAAGGUGAACCCAUACCACGAAGGAUGUUGCCACCUGCUGAUGCAAUUGAAUAUUAUACUGACCCAGCUAAGAGGGGUUACUUGGCAGAUCCAGAAAAAGUUUCAUGGGAAAGAUUUGUGCUGGCACAAAAAUAUGGUUACAAGCUUCCAGAAAUUGAAAAUGACCCAUUGUAUUCAAUGUUCUGUAUGCGGAAAGAUCCUCGGCAGAUAUUCUUUGGGUUAGAGCCAGGAUGGGUAGUGAACCUUCCAGAUAAAGUAAUUUUGAAACCAACGGAUGAACAGCUGAAGGAAUUCUAUAAAUCAUAGUUUAUGAUGGGAAACAUCAAAUGUUGAUUUCAUGUUAUGUGGGAGGUCACUGUGUAAAUAAUUGAUGAAACUAUUAUUGUAAUAAAAUAUAACUUGUUACUUCCCAUG